Messenger RNA from Thamnophis elegans (Western terrestrial garter snake), 548 nucleotides. RefSeq names its product GTPase HRas-like. The record is from RefSeq and is a predicted model, not a curated record. Lineage: Eukaryota; Metazoa; Chordata; Lepidosauria; Squamata; Natricidae. Gene Ontology annotation, molecular function: GTP binding; GTPase activity; GDP binding. Gene Ontology annotation, cellular component: plasma membrane. Gene Ontology annotation, biological process: Ras protein signal transduction.
AUGAAAGAGUACAAACUGGUGGUGGUUGGAGAAGGAGGCUUUGGGAAAAGUGCAUUGACUAUUCAGCUGAUUCAGAAUCAUUUUGUUGAUGAGUUUGAUCCUACUAGAGGAUUUGUACAGAAAGCAAUAGUCAUCAAUGGGGAGACCUUCUUACUGGACAUCUUGGGCACAGCUGGCCAAGAGGAAUACAGUGCCCUGCAAGAUCAGUACAUGAGAACAGGAGAAGGCUUCCUCUGUGUCUUUUCUAUUAAGAACACCAUCUUUGAAGACAUUCAUCAGUAUAGAGAGCAUAUCAAGAGAGUGAAGGACUCCAAUGAUAUGCCCAUGAUAUUAGUGGGGUAUAAGUGCCUGGACUUGGAAAUGUGGCAAGUCCAGGAGCUAGCUUGGAGCUAUGGGAUUCCAUACAUACAGACGUCAGCCAACGGAGUCGAAGGUGCCUUCUAUACUUUAGUGCGAGAGAUCCGGCAGCACAAACUACGUAAAUUGAAUCCCCAAGAUGAAAGUGGUCCAGGCUACAUGAACUGCAAAUGUGUAAUAUCAUGACCAGA